AUGUGCUGUAAAUUCUGUAUAUUCACCUACAUUAUCACACAAACCCUCAAACACAAAGCUCAUGACAAGAAUGUGACUGUGCUGGAUCUGGACAGGGUUUCUGAUCUUAAUACUGGCCAUCUGGUUUUGGGGGAAGGCUUUGUUUCACCUGUAGCUGGAGCUGUACUGGAGCUACUUGCCAGGCAUGAUGCCCCGCUGGUUGGAAAGAUAGCAGUGCUGGUGAGUGUGGAGGGACCCCUGAAGGUGGCUCUUGAGUUUUUGCUGCAAAACAAUGGCAUGAUGGUGCAAACCUGUCAGUGGAGUUCAGAGAACCUGCAGAAACAGGUUGUGGAUACAGAUGUGGUGGUAUUGUUGAAGACAGGGCAUAAGGGUCUCCCUCCCACCUGGUUAAGACCAGGGAUAGCUGUGAUCAACCUAGACUUGGCCCUAAUGAGAGAAAACCCUGACAGUUGGGAGUAGAGGGUUGAAGCCAGUGCUGGAGUUGGGGCUCUAAGUGCUGCUCUUAGAAUGGAGGUGAGAUCACAUAUCCAUUGUGUUAAAAAAAUGCUCUGUAAAUAAUCACUCUCUCUCUCUCCCUUUUUUGAUGUUUCUUGAAUUCUCAGUGAUAUUGAGAUCUCCAGAGCACAGGCUCCCAAACCCAUUUCCCAGCUGGCUGAGGAGAUUGGGCUGCUUCCGGAGGAGCUGGAGGCCUACGGCAGCACCAAAGCCAAGGUCCAUCUGUCUCUCCUCAACCGCCUCCAGCAUCAGCCUGAUGGCAUAUACGUCCUAGUGGCAGGUAUAACUCCCACUCUUCUGGAUAAGGGGAAGAGUACAGUGACCGCAGGUCUGGUCCAGGCCCUCUCCGUUCAUCUCAAGCUCAACGCUUUUGCCUGCCUACGACAGCCGUCACAGGGCCCAACAUUUGGAGACAAAGCACUUCGUGUCCAAGCCCUGUACAACAGGCUAGUGCCAUCUGUCAAUGGUGUGAGAUGCUUCUCUCCUAUACAGCUGUCUCGCCUACAGCAUCUUGGGAUAAACAUAUCUGACCCCAAUGACCUCACACCACAAGAGGUCAGCUCAUUUGUCCGUCUUGACCUUGACCCUGCAAAGGUCACAUGGCAGAGAGUUGUUGAUACCUUUGACAGAUUUCUGUGAAAGAUCACCAUCGGCCAGGCCGACACAGAAAAGGGCCACACUCGCCAGAUAUGUUUUGAUAUAGCGGUGGCCAGUGAGAUCAUGGCCAUCCUCGCACUCACAGACGGACUGGCUGACAUGAGGGCCAGACUGGGGCGUAUGGUCGUGGACAGCAGCAGAAAUGGACAGCAAGUCACUGCAGAUGACUUGGGUGUAACUGGGGCUUUGGCAGUCCUCAUGAAAGAUGCUAUCAAACCUACACUGAUGCAGACACUGGAUGGCAUUCCAGUGUUUGUGCAUACUGGACGUUUUGCUAAUAUUGCCCAUGGAAACUCCUCUGUCUUGGCAGACACUGCUCUUAAACUGGCUGUAGAAGAGGGCUAUGAUGUGACUGAGGCUGGCUUUGGUGCUGAUAUUGGCAUGGAGAAGUUCUUCAGUAUUAAUUGUCAGACAUCUGGGCUGAGGCCUAAUGUUGUGGUGCUUGUAGCCACUGUCCGGUCUCUGAAGAUUCAUGGAGGGGGACCAAAUGUUACAGCUGGUGUACCAUUGCCUAAAGAAUAUAAUGAAGAGAAUCUGCAGCUAGCUGCAGAGGGCUGCAGUAAUCUGAAGAAGCAGAUUCAGAAUGCUCAUCUCUUUGGGGUCCCUGAUCCCCUAGCUCUGAAUGCCUUCAAGACUGACACUCAAGCAGAGAUCGACCUUGUGUGUCGCAUCGCAGAGGCUUCUGGGGCCUCAGCUGCUGUGCCGUGUCAUCAUUGGUCAAGAGGUGGGCGGGGCUCUGUGGAGUUGGCACAUGCUGUAAAUGAAGUUGUGUCUCAGGAGAGCCAUUUUCGACUCCUGUAUAGCCUGCAGAAGAAGAUUCUUUUCAAGCUUCAAACAAUUGCUAAGAAGGUUUAAGGUGCUGAUGACAUCCAUCUUUCACCUGAGGCUCAAGCUAAAAUAGACUACUACAGUCAAGAGUGACAAAGGGGUUUUGGUGCGCUACCUAUCUGCAUGGCCAAGACUCACCUGUCUCUUUCCCACAUGCCUGAGAAAAAGAGUGUUCCCGCUGGUUUUAUCCUUCCAAUCAGAGACAUUCGUGCCAGCAAGGCAGGGUUUAUCUACACUUUAGUUGGAACUAUGAGCACCAUGCCAGGCUUGGCUACAUGACCCUGUUUUUAUGAUAUUGACCUUGACACUGUUACAGAUGAGAUAAAAGGACUCCUCUUGUUUGGCCCCAUACAAGCCCUUGACCGGUGUUCCACAGGGCUCUUGUAGGACUCCAUUCAUAUACAGAUGAACACUUCUCAUCCGGUGCCUUCUGGUCACA
Myxocyprinus asiaticus (Chinese sucker) is the source of this 2419-nucleotide messenger RNA. It is a transcript of the gene mthfd1l, whose product is annotated as methylenetetrahydrofolate dehydrogenase (NADP+ dependent) 1 like. Gene Ontology annotation, biological process: tetrahydrofolate interconversion. Gene Ontology annotation, cellular component: cytosol. NCBI's taxonomy places the organism in Eukaryota, Metazoa, Chordata, Actinopteri, Cypriniformes, Catostomidae. The record is from RefSeq and is a predicted model, not a curated record. Gene Ontology annotation, molecular function: formate-tetrahydrofolate ligase activity; ATP binding; methenyltetrahydrofolate cyclohydrolase activity.